This is a messenger RNA of Brassica oleracea var. oleracea, 664 nucleotides long. RefSeq names its product actin-depolymerizing factor-like. Bases 147 to 557 code for a protein of 136 amino acids. The record is from RefSeq and is a predicted model, not a curated record. Gene Ontology annotation, molecular function: actin filament binding. Gene Ontology annotation, cellular component: cytoplasm; actin cytoskeleton. The transcript is spliced from 3 exons. NCBI's taxonomy places the organism in Eukaryota, Viridiplantae, Streptophyta, Magnoliopsida, Brassicales, Brassicaceae. Gene Ontology annotation, biological process: actin filament depolymerization.
CCUCUCUUCACAAACCAAUUAAGCAUUAUCCUCCAAAAGUACAUUCGUCUUUUUUUCCCUCUUUUCCAGAAGACAAUCAAAUAUUCACACAAGAAAAAACAAAUCUCUGUUCCUCGAGUCUUACCAUAGAAACUGAACAAAAAACAAUGGCGAACGCGGCGUCGGGGAUGGCAGUGGAGGACAACUGCAAGCUGAAGUUUUUGGAGCUAAAGAAAAGAACCUACCGGUUCAUAAUAUUCAGGAUAGAUGGACAGCAAGUGGUGGUUGAAAAGUUAGGAAACCCGCAGGAGACUUACGAUGAUUUCACCAAUUCCCUCCCUGCCGAUGAGUGCCGCUAUGCGGUUUUCGAUUUAGAUUUUACCACCAAUGAAAACUGCCAGAAGAGCAAAAUCUUCUUCAUCGCCUGGUCACCGGAUUCAUCUAGAGUGAGGAUGAAGAUGGUGUACGCGAGCUCUAAGGAUAGGUUCAAGAGAUCAUUGGACGGCAUUCAGGUUGAGUUACAAGCCACUGAUCCUAGCGAGAUGAGCUUUGACAUCGUCAAAAGCCGAGCUCUCUAAACAUUUCCGUUGUAUUCAUCAAGCAUUUAUAUAUAAUCUUUCGUAUUUCUCAUAUUGAAAAGAAAACAAAAUUAAAACACACUCACGUUAUGUAAUUUUCUUGGUAA